This is a messenger RNA of Durio zibethinus, 541 nucleotides long. NCBI's taxonomy places the organism in Eukaryota, Viridiplantae, Streptophyta, Magnoliopsida, Malvales, Malvaceae. The record is from RefSeq and is a predicted model, not a curated record.
CCAGAGAAACAAGAUGUAAUUGUUGACCUUUGAUGGUCAGGUAACUCUGAAUCGAUGUUCUGGAAUAGUAGGUGCUGCAGCUGAUAAAAGACUUUUCUUUAGUUCCACAUCCAUUGUAAUGGUGGAAUUCACAUGUAUUUGGAUAUUUUUUAGCUAUUUGUUUCAGCAUAAAUUGUUGAGAAGCAUCUUUCUUUCAGCACAAGUUGUUGAAGAAAUGGAAGCUCCAAUGAAGUACAUCUGUAUUCUAGCGUUUCUUGUGAUAAUGACCAUUGCAGGGUUCAAUGGAGUGGAAGGACAUGAUGAUUAUGGUCCAUGUGGGAAACAUAACAUUGAGAAGGAAGCUGAGAAGCUGGCACCUUGUACAAAGGCAGCCCAAGAUGUGAAAGCUCCAGUUUCCAACCGUUGCUGCACUGUAAUGGAGAAAAAGCUCAAGAAUCCAAGCUGCCUCUGUGCUAUUAUGUUUGCACAUUCAGCAUACAACGCUGGAAUCAAGCCAGAAGUUGCCGUGACCAUUCCAAAACGUUGCAACAUUGCUGUUCGU